Macrosteles quadrilineatus (aster leafhopper) is the source of this 2451-nucleotide messenger RNA. RefSeq lists its product as uncharacterized. Lineage: Eukaryota; Metazoa; Arthropoda; Insecta; Hemiptera; Cicadellidae. The coding region runs from base 1 to 2451 and encodes 816 amino acids. The transcript is spliced from 4 exons. The record is from RefSeq and is a predicted model, not a curated record.
AUGACACUGAGCAGAGAGGGGGCAUCCCAGGGUCUAAGGGAUUGGCCCCAAGUUGGACAAGUUUCUCUGCUACCGGUUGAAGGUCCAUCUCCCAGGCGAGCAGCACCGGAGGGGAAAACCAGUAGGACGGAGAGGGAGACCAUAAUCCACGAGGUCACAAAUGGAGUGUGCGUGUUAAAUGAAGAACCUGAACCUGAACCUGAAGGACCUGAGGGGUCUGGUGUAUGUGUCUUAGAAGUUCAAUCUGAACAAAAUCUGAUGACUUCCAACAAACCCAUUAGAUGUGCGAAGAUAAGGGCUCUGGAGAUAAUUUCAGAUGUAAGUGCUCAAAUAAGUCAGUCUAUGGUGGAAGAAAAUGUAAAUUAUUUUGAGCAAAGAAGAAUGUCAGAAGACAGCCAGGCUCGUGCCAUUCGCCUUGAGGAACAGCGACAAAGAGACACCAACCGCAGGGCUGCCGAGGAGGAGGACAAGCGAGCACGACGCCUCGAAGAACAGCGGCAAAGAGACAUCAACCGCAGGGCUGCCGAGGAGGAGGACAAGCGAGCACGACGCCUCGAAGAACAGCGGCAAAGAGACAUCAACCGCAGGGCUGCCGAGGAGGAGGACAAGCGAGCACGACGCCUCGAAGAACAGCGGCAAAGAGACGUCAACCGCAGGGCUGCAGAGGAGGAGGAGAAGCGAGCACGACGAAUUGAAGAACAGCGGCAGAGAGACGUCAACCGCAGGGCUGCCGAGGAGGAGGAGAAGCGAUCACGACGCCUGGAAGAACAGCGACAAAGAGACAUCAACCGCAGGGCUGCGGAGGAGGAGGAGAAGCGAGCACGACGGCUGGAAGAACAGCGACAAAGAGACGUCAACCGCAGGGCUGCCGAGGAGGAAGACAAGCGAGCACGACGCCUGGAAGAACUCCGACAAGCAGCCGCUAUCCGCAGAGCCGCUGAGGACGAUGACGAGCGUGUUCGACGUCUUGAAGAACAGAGGCAAAUAGAUGCCAACCGCAGGGAUGCUGAAGAGGUAGACGAGCGUGCUCAACGCCUUCUAGAACAGCGUCGUCGUACAGCUGAAAUACGACAGAAUUCUGAGCGUAAUCGACUUCAAUCCUAUAAAGCCGCUGCCUCAAGCCUCGUAGAGUACAGCAAUUUGGGAAUGUUUGACAUUGCAUGUGUUCAUUGUGGUGCUGUUCAUUUUUUGAAAGAGAGAGUGCAGAACAGAAUUCACCCUAAUUCGUUUGGUGACUGUUGCCUUCAUGGUCGCAUUGAACAAUCUGCACCAGAGUUUCCCAAUGAAUUGGCAUUGCUGUACACGAAACAACACAGACUAGCCAAACAGUUCCACGAUAAAAUUCGAAAUAUUUCUGCCUGUUUUGCUUUUUCUUCAUUCAAUGUUGCUGAUGACAGGACUUUCAAUAGUAAAGGUAUUUAUACAUUUACUGCUGGUGGACAAGUGUAUCACAAGUUAAAUUUGGCGGCUCAGCCAGUCAGCAACAGUGAGGGUGAUUUGGAAAGACCUAGAUAUGGACAAAUGUACUUCAUUGAUCCAGAAACAGCCGUUGCAGAACGUAUGAAUGAACCAAUGAAUCAAGGCAUCAAUCAAGAACUAAUACAGAUUUUAGAGGAGAUAAUGAGAAGUCAAAACCCAUUUUCACAGGCUUUUACGAUGAUGAGGGAGAUAGUUGAGGAAAACAAUCAGCGUGCUGAAGCUCUUGGUGUCCAACCACCCCACGUCCACCUGGUGUUUGCUGAACGUGCAGGCGAUGAUCCCAGGCGAUUCAACUCAACAACUUAUAAUGAAGUUGCUGCUGUAAUUACAUUAAAUGCAGACCAAAGUAUCCCGGAAAAUGAGAUGGUUAUUAAGGAGCGAGGAAAACAGUUAAUAACGCUCAAGAACAUUGACAGCCGAGUAGAACCAUUCACCUACCCUCUCCUCUACCCAAAAGGAACUUUUGGGUUUACUGUAGGGCUUCCUCUUAAAACGCCUUAUGCAAGCCGUGCACACAUGACGAGGAUGGAGUUGGCUCAAUACAGGUUAGCCUUUCGUCCAGAACAAGCCAAGGCUCUUCCUCCUGAACCAUUGCUAGAGGGAUUAGAUCUAAGGUCGAUUGGAUUUAAUGCUCUCCACUUUGGUGGUAGACUGUUUCAACAGUACGUCGUGGACACAUACAUCCGUGUUGAACGUGAUCGUAUUCAGUGGAUCAAAUAUAACCAAAAGAAACUUCAAGCUGAUCAGUAUGCAGGAGUAACACAUUUUCUAAAUGAAUUGGCUGAAAAGAAAAAUGCUACAGUUGCUGAAAAACUGAUUUUACCAUCAUCUUUUCCCGGAUCAACGAGAUAUUUCACUGAACACUUUGAAGACGCUAUGGCAAUUGUCCGAAGGUUUGGCUCUCCAGACUUUUUUUAUCACAAUAACGUGCAGUCCAACAUGGCCAGAAUUAAAAGAAGCUGCAUGUAUUGA